This is a messenger RNA of Pieris macdunnoughi, 840 nucleotides long. The record is from the annotation of a GenBank genome assembly. Lineage: Eukaryota; Metazoa; Arthropoda; Insecta; Lepidoptera; Pieridae.
AUGGAGGGCAAUCGCAGAAGAUUUGUAGUAGAGGAACACAUCACUCUGUUAAAAGAAACUGGGUCGCAAUACAUUGGCCACAUUAUUUGCAAGGUUAGCGGUGCUAAAACUAUUGCCAACAAACUGUUAGCUUAUUUUGUAGUGAAAUCGAUCGAUUUAACUACAAUCACAGCCAUCGGAGGCGACGGUACUGCCGUUGAUACUGGGAUUCAUUCAGUAGUUGAUUUUGUACCAAUAAACUGUUACCUGCCUGAUAUCACAAGAACUCGUGGGUAUAUAAACGCAGAUCACCUAUAUUUGUUGGAAAUAUGUCAGGCUAUUAAUGCAAGAAAUUGUGACGAAAACUUGGCUAUGAGGUCUCCAGGAAAAAUCUGUCAUUCGCGUUGGAUGACGACAGCCAACUCAAUUCUCAGGCUUUACAUUUCCACCAAGAAUCCGACUGAAAAACAGAUGACUGUGACUGAAUUCGUCUUGAAGGGAAAAAACGUCGAUCUUCGCUCCUAUCAGAGUCUUCAAGGUGCCAAGCUUGAACUUCAACGCAGAGCAUAUGACCUGAUUGAAUGGGACAAAGUUUCUGAACCGCCAGUCCUGAAACAAAUUAGCACCGACUUAUUGAAGGAUGCUAUCGCCAACCCAGAUAUAGUAGAAACUCAAAUUUUGACACUCUAUCGUCAAAUGCCAUGUCACACUCAAGCAAGUGAAAGGUACAUCAAAAUUGUGACUGAAGCGUGCUCUGCUGUAUGUGGGCCCGAAAGACGGGAAGGAUGGAUAAAAAAUACGUUGAAAUCCUGUAAAAUCAUGCUGAUUUUCAAUACCAAGGCAGAGUACAGAACUAAGUAA